Molecule: messenger RNA, 2583 nt
Organism: Closterium sp. Naga37s-1
Lineage: Eukaryota; Viridiplantae; Streptophyta; Zygnematophyceae; Desmidiales; Closteriaceae
Source: the annotation of a GenBank genome assembly
AUGCGGUUACUACCAUUUACUCUGCAGGCGGCAGCAGGCGAGGUGAGCGCGGCCGAGCUCCGCUUCGUGCUGCGCCGCUUCCCCCUCAUCCGCACGUUGCGCAUCCGCUUCUUCGGCCCCACCGUGCUUCCGGAGGCUCCGCGGGAGCAGCGCGCGGAGGACCGCCACCACAAGCGCCCGGGCGGAGGGGGAGUGCGGGCGGCGGGAGUAACAGGGGUUGGGGACGGCGGAACGGGGGCUGGGGAAGGCGGAACAGGAGCAGGGGGAGGCGGAACAGAGGCUGGGGGAGGCGGAACAGGGGCUACUAUUAUUAGGGGAGGAGGAACGCGGAGAGAACCUCAAGCCGCGGCGGCGGCGGCGGUGGGUGACUCCACUCCGCUCGCCUCCAUCCCCGCGUUUCCCAUCAGCGACGCGGAUGUUCUCGACGGGUCAGCCAUCGUGCGGCUGCUCUCUCUCAACACGCCCCUGCAGAUCCAACAGGUGGCAGGCACACAGGUGGAAUACCUCUCCAUCUGUAACUGCGGCGAGUUCGAGGUUCACCAGGGAUUAAGAACGUACAUGUGCGACACGAUUGCCACGUGGGGGCGCAGUAUUAGGCACAUUGAGAUGCACGACCCAAUGCCUUCCGCGGAUGAGUUUUGGAAGUGUGUGGAGGGGCACCCGGCGCUUAGCAAAGUGACGGUGUAUAAUUGCACGCACUUAACGGACGGGUUUCUGCGCCACGUGGCCAAGUGCGGGGGGCUCAAGGAGAUCUCGAUCGCCAGCUGUCCGAACGUGAGUGGCGGCGGAUUUGCUGAGCUGGCGGUGAUGUGUCCCGGAUUGGAGGGGAUGGUUUUGGAAGAUCUGACUUUGUCCGUUGUGCCACAAGCAAAGAAAGCGCGCAGUGCGCCUGGAAGAGGGCGCGAGGGCGGGGGAGGGGUGGGGGAAGGGAGAGCGGAAGAGAGUGGGGAAUGGGAAGGUAGAGGGAUAGGGGAAGGGAGAGGGAUAGGGGGGGGGAGAGGGGUCGGUGAAUGGGAAGGGAGAGAGGAAGAGAGGGUGGGGAGAGCAGCGGGAGGGGAAGCGGAAAGGAUGCGGGGAGAGGAAGGGGAAAUGGAGCGGGGCGGGGGAGGGGAGGAUGUGCGCAUGGGCGAGGGGGGAGGAGAGGUGGAGAGAGGGGCUGGCGGCAUGGAGGGUGGGUAUUGGCGGGAGGAGGACAGGGCGCAUGAGGGCACUGGGCGGGCGGAUGGGUUGGAUGGGGCGGAGAGGGCAAAUGAGGGGGAUGGGUGGGAUGGGGCGGUGGGGCCGAGUGGAGAGGCAGAGGCAGCAGCAGAGGGGCAAGCAGGAGCAGAAGGGAGGGAAGCAGCAGGAAGGGGAGGGAAUCUCGCUGCCUCCUUCCCCAACCUCUCCUCCUUGAAAAUCAUCAACUGCGUGCUCGAUGCUCAUUGGCUGGAAAUGUUUGCCGGGCAGCUGCCCGCCCUGCGCAGGCUGACCGUCAUGGCCUGCCCAGACCCGCUUAACCGCUUUUUUCUGACCGCUGCCCGAACAGCUGCCCGGCUGGAAAGUGUUGAGAUAGUGGACUGCGAGGGUGGCAGGGAGAUGGAGGAGAGGGAGGAGGCAGAAGAGGAGGAGAGGCAGGAGGAGGAGAAUGGGGAGGAGAAGGAAGAGGAGGGGGAGGAGAAGGAGGAUGGGAGGGAGGCACUGGAGGGGUUGGAUGGGCUCUCCGAUUCCUUCCUGCUGCUCGCUGCUGCCACCUGCCCCCGCCUCUCCACACUCGCUGUGGAGUACUGCAGAGUGGAGCUGGGUGCAGAGUGGAGCUGGGUGCAGAAUGGUGCUGGGUGCAGAGUGGUGCUGGGUGCAGAGUGGUGCUGGGUGCAGAGUGGUGCUGGGUGCAGAGUGGUGCUGGAUGUUGUGCAGUGGUGGUUGUUUGUGUACUUUUUGGGAUACCUCAGAGGCGCGGUUCAUCCUUCUCGUGCCACCACCUGCAGCACAUUUGCUUGUCUGAUUCCUUUCCUUCCCAGCCUCUCACUUCAUUUCCCUCCACUAUCCACUCACGCCCAAUCCGCCCUCACUCCCGCUCUCCCUGCUUUCUCCUCACAGGGAGAUCUCAGAGGCGGGGCUCAUUCCCCUUGUGCAGUCGUGCCGCUGCCUGCAGCACAUGUGCUUCUCUGGCUUCCGCGCCGGCCACCUCUCACUUCGUUUCCCCCAACUGUCCUCUCCCAUGCCCAAUCCUCCCUCCCUCACAGGGAGAUCUCAGAGGCAGGGCUCAUCCCGCUCGUGCAGUCAUGCCACAGCCUGCAGCACAUGUGCUUCUCUGGCUUCCGUGCCAGCCACCUCUCCGACCUUCUCCUUCACACCAUCGCCUCGCACUGCCCGCUGCUCUCCACCCUCUCCCUUCGCGCCUGUAACGGGGUUACCACACAGGGCGUCGUGCGUGUGCUGCAGGGGUGCGGGCAAAUCGCGAGGUGCCAGCUGGCGCGGUGUCAGGAGGUGGAUGAGGAGUGGGUGGUGAGGGCCGCGAGGGAGGUUGGGGAGGUUCGGGCGAGAGGAGCAGGAGGGAGUGGAGCAGCAGGAGGAGCAGUAGAGGUGCUGGGGAGAUGCCUGUGA